Molecule: messenger RNA, 1213 nt
Organism: Aspergillus ibericus CBS 121593
Lineage: Eukaryota; Fungi; Ascomycota; Eurotiomycetes; Eurotiales; Aspergillaceae
Product: coiled-coil-helix-coiled-coil-helix domain-containing protein
Exons: 3
Coding region: 291-839 (182 amino acids)
Biological process (GO): mitochondrion organization
Cellular component (GO): nucleus; mitochondrion
Source: RefSeq, a predicted model, not a curated record
CUUCUACAUAAAACACCCAUAAAUAGACCUUCACCGGAAAUACCAACCAUUAAAUCCGGGCAACUCCCGAAUUGAGCGCCGGACACCGGCAGCUGACAUAACACCCGAGGGCACCAAUCAGCAUCCCCCGAAUUGCCAGGCCAUCGGAGUUUUCGAACCUUCUCCGCCCGACCUUCGAGCUUGUUCUUUUUCCAUAUAAACCUCCCCAUCCCUCAACCACUAACGCCUCCAAAACCCACACCCUCUUCCACCCCAACCACCAACACACACACACACACACACAAAACAUCAUGCCUCGUCAACGCCGUGGUGCCGCCCCCGCGCCUACCCCCGCGCGCAGCGCCCCCACCCGCCCUACCGCCGCUCCCGCUAGACCGGCCCCUGCCUACGGCCAGCAGCAGCAGCACCAGCCUCACUCGACGGCCGCUCACCCCCAGCAGCACGCCCCCGCGGCUCCUCCUGCUCCUGCUGCUCCUGCUGCUGCUCCGGUUCAGCAGAGCCAGGGCCCUGGUCUGUUCGGUCAGAUGGCUUCGACUGCUGCUGGUGUCGCAGUCGGUUCCUCCAUCGGCCACGCCAUCGGCGGUCUCUUCUUCGGCGGUGGCGGCGGCAGCAGUGCCCCCGCCGAGGCCCAACAGGCGGCUCCUCCCGCCCCCUCUCAAGCCAUGGAUAAUGGUCUCUGGGCUGGAAACGCCACCAACAGCUCUUGGGAGUCUCCGGCUUGCGCUACCGACGCCCAGAGCUUCCGUAAGUGUAUGGAUGAGAAUAAGGGCGAUUUGACCAUUUGUGGCUGGUAUUUGGAUCAGUUGAAAGCUUGUCAGGCUGCUGCCAAGCCUUACUAAGUGGGUUGGACUACUUAGUUGGGGCCUGGGAUGAGAUGGGGAUGAGAUGGGAUUGAUGAAAUGAUCUUAUGGACUGGACUGGACGGGAAUCUACUCGACUGCGGGUCGAGUGGCGGUGAUAUUGUUUGCAUAGCGGCGACUACUGACUGACUGCCCUGCUAUUAUCUUAUUACUCCUAUUACUUUUGUAUAACAUAUACCACUUUUUUUUUUCAACUGGGCAGGGUGGCUGCCUUGGUUUAUCUAGUUGCUACGAUCUGGGUCUGGAUCUGGUUAGAUGGCGGACACGAUAUAGAAAAAAACAUUCCACUCUUCCUUCUGCUUUCAUUCUGUACUGUGAUAGGAGCUAAGUAACAUCCAAGAUAAGACUAGAUG